AUGACUGCUCCAUGGCCAUGUUCGAUCUGGGGAAUAGAUGUGAUCGGAACUAUUGAUCCUCCUGCUUCAAAUGGGCAUCAAUUCAUUUUAGUGGCAAUUGAAUAUUUCACCAAGUGGGUUGAGGCCGCGUCCUAUAAGCAUGUGACUAAGAAAGUGGAGUCGGAUUUCUUGAGAAAUAAUAUCAUCUGUCGUUUUGGGGUACCAGAGACGUUGAUCACUGAUAAUGCCAAAAACCUCAACAAUGAUAUGAUGGAUGGAUUAUGUGAACAGUUCAAGAUCAGACAUCGAAAUUCUACUAUUUAUAGGCCUCAGAUGAAUGGAGCUGUCGAAGCCGCAAAUAAGAACUUGAAGAAAAUCAUUCGUAAGAUAACUGAAGCACACCGGGAUUGGCAUGAGAAGCUGCCUUAUGCACUAAUGGUGUACAGAACUACCAUCAGAACUUCUACUGGUGCAACUCCUUACUCUCUUAUGUAUGGAAUGGAAGCAGUCCUGCCUGCAGAAGUUGAAAUUCCUUCCUUGCGCAUUCUGAUGAAAGCUCAGAUAGAAGAAACUGAAUGGGUCAGAGAACGUCAGGAGCAAUUGUCUCUGAUUGAUGAAAAGAGGUUGAAUGCCGUGUGUCAUGGACAAUGUUAUCAGCAACGAAUGGCUCAGGUUUACAACAAAAAAGUCAAGCCCCGUUUGUUUGAAGUUGGAGAUAAGGUUUUGAAACGGAUUCUUCCAAUGCAAGAUGAGGCUAAAGGGAAGUUUGCUCCCAAUUGGCAAGGACCAUUCAUUGUUAAGAAAGUGCUAUCCAGAGGAGCGCUUAUUCUUAUGGAAAUAGAUGGUCAAGUUUUUCCCCAACCAAUCAAUGCAAAUAUGUGCAAAAAGUUUUUCAUUUGA
Coffea eugenioides is the source of this 879-nucleotide messenger RNA. RefSeq lists its product as uncharacterized. Lineage: Eukaryota; Viridiplantae; Streptophyta; Magnoliopsida; Gentianales; Rubiaceae. The record is from RefSeq and is a predicted model, not a curated record. The transcript has a single exon. Gene Ontology annotation, molecular function: nucleic acid binding. The coding region runs from base 1 to 879 and encodes 292 amino acids. Gene Ontology annotation, biological process: DNA integration.